Strongyloides ratti is the source of this 990-nucleotide messenger RNA. RefSeq names its product 7TM GPCR, serpentine receptor class e (Sre) family-containing protein. Gene Ontology annotation, biological process: sensory perception of chemical stimulus. Bases 1 to 990 code for a protein of 329 amino acids. NCBI's taxonomy places the organism in Eukaryota, Metazoa, Nematoda, Chromadorea, Rhabditida, Strongyloididae. Gene Ontology annotation, cellular component: membrane. The transcript has 2 exons. The record is from RefSeq and is a predicted model, not a curated record.
AUGGAAAUUGUUAUUCUUAUUUUUGUAAUUUUGGAAACAAUUGGAAAUAUUGGAUUAUUAAUAUGUAUACCUAUAAUUAUAAAAUUUAUUUAUUACCGAAAAGAAUGGCACAUUUAUUAUAGAAGUAUAUUUUCAUCAUUAGUUGUUGCAUUUAUUAUUCAUGGUUUAUCUUCUAUAAUCAUUUUUAUAGUUAUUUUUAAAAUAAAUUAUGUACCUGUUCUUGGUACUGAAUUUGAAUUAGUUGGAAUUUAUAGUGUAACAAGAUUACUUUUAAAAGGAAGUUGUGGUACUGUUAGAAUUUGUAUAUGGAUAAUGGGUAUUGAAAGAACAGUUGCUACUAUUAAAAAGAAAAAUUAUGAAGAUUAUAAUAGUUAUAUUUUUAUAUUAAUAAUUAUUGUCACACCAUUUGCUUAUGGUUUUAAUAUUGAUAAUAUUGGUAAUGCAUGGCCAUUUUUUAGAAAAAAUUAUGUCAAUUUUUGUAUAGCAUUUGAUUGUACAAUAUUAAUUGUUUUUAUAAUUCUUUUAGUUUUAAACAGAAAACUUCAUCAAUUACAUCAUAAAAAAAUGUUAACGUUAUCUGAAAAAUUUCAGGUUGCUGAAAAUAUUAGACUUACUAAGAUUAGUCUCCCUGUAUCUAUUUUAUUUGUACUAGAUAAUUAUGCAUUUAAUAUAAUUUUUAAUAUAUAUACAUUAACACCAACUGAAGAUGAAAUUAUAACUUUAAUUAACUAUGGAUCUCUUGCUUAUUGUUAUAUAUGUUUUUUUAUUUUUAUAUUAUAUCAAUAUAAAGAAAGACUUAAUCUACAAUAUCGUUUAGGAAGGAAUAAAGUUUUAAAUUUACAGACCAAUGAUCCGGCAUUAAAAACCAGUGAUAAUAGUCAGAAAAAUAACGGAAGCCAAAGUCUAAAAAUUAUUAAUGCCAACAAUACACUUAUUCCAAUGGAUUACGAUCAAAAAAGUUAUUUUAAAGUUUAUGCUAAUGUUUGGUGA